GGUUGAGCUAAGCACUUCUGACUUCUCUAUGCAUGUAACCCUAUCACUCCCCUUCCCUACUCCAUGACUCUCUCCCUCUUUGCUCUGUUCUGCAAUCAUCAAAUACUCACCACGCAAACCCUAUAAACCCAAAGUUCGAUCGUUAGGGUUUAAAUCAACCCCAUCGAAAUUCUCAUAUUCUUAAUUUUUUCAACUUCAAAAUUGUGAUAAAGAAAUAGAAGAAAUGGAUUUGGACGAAGACGAUUUCGUGUUCUUCGGAACACCGAUAGAGCGCGAGGAAGAGAUCACAAGCCGAAAGAAGAAAGCCGUGGCCGAAGCCUCCGGUCAACUCCGAACCCUCCCUGUUUGGAAACAAGAGGUUACAGAUGAAGAAGGGAGGAGAAGAUUUCAUGGAGCAUUUACUGGAGGUUUUUCUGCUGGUUAUUAUAAUACUGUGGGAUCGAAAGAGGGGUGGGCUCCACAGAAGUUUGUAUCAUCCCGUAAGAAUAGAGCUGAAGUCAAGCAACAAAGCAUUUUGAACUUUUUAGAUGAAGAUGAGAGAGCUGAUUUGGAAGGUCAAUCUUUGGGGACAUCAAUGCAGUUUGAUACAUUUGGAUUUACAGCGGGAGAACUUGCUCGUAAACAAGCUGAGAAGGAACAACAGCAAAGGCCAUCAGCGAUUCCUGGACCUAUCCCUGACGAAUUAGUUCUUCCAGCCACAGAGUCUAUUGGUGUAAAAUUGCUGCUGAAGAUGGGAUGGCGACAUGGUCACUCUAUUAAGGAUUCACGCCCUAAUUCACUAUAUGAUGCUCGUAGAGAAGCUCGUAAGGCUUUCUUGGCAUUUUCUUCUGAUGAUGCAAAAGCACAGCUAGCUGAGUCUGAGUCUGUUCAGGGCAACCUUGAAAGUAUUACUGAGCAGCCUACUAAUGAUGAUGUCCAGUCUUAUCAAAGUACACCUGUUUAUGUGCGCAAUCCAAAGCAGGACUUGUAUGGUUUAGGUUUUGAUCCUUAUAAGCAUGCUCCCGAGUUUAGGGAAAAGAAAAGAUCACGCAUGUCUGGGAAAAGGGAGACGGGAAAUAGAAAAGCGUACUCAACGAAAGAUAACCUUUUUGGUUUCAAGUCAGGAAAUGUUGCUCCUGGUUUUGGCAUUGGAGCACUUGAAGAAUUUGAUGCUGAAGAUGAGGAUGUCUAUGCUGCUGGUUUUGACUUUGUGGAUACUUAUGUUCAAGAAGUUGAAGAGCCAUCAAGGUUGAUGACAGACAGUAAACCAAAGUUGCUUGCAAAGGAAACAGGUGUUCUGCCUGGCUUUAGAGUUGCAUCAAAUUCUGACUACCAGUUGGAACGGUUUGAUCCUCCUGUGAUUCCAAAAGAUUUUGUACCCUGCCACAAAUUUCCUGGUCCUCUUGAGACAAACUACAGGCUUGCUGAUUCUCCUCCACCAGAGGUCCCUCCUCCAGAGGAUAAUAAUCUGAAACUCUUAAUUGAAGGGGUUGCAACUUUAGUAGCUCGAUGUGGUAAAUUAUAUGAGGAUCUCUCCAAAGAAAAGAAUCAGUCGAAUCCAUUAUUUAAUUUUCUUACUGGAGGAAAUGGCCAUGAUUAUUAUGCAAGGAAGCUGUGGGAGGAGCGACAGAAGCGUACCGAUCAAAGCAGGCAGCAAGUGGAUGUGAAGCUGUCUUCAAGUAUGCGGAAGAUGACAGCAGAGAGCCGUGGUAAAAUCUUAGGGGAAAGGCCUUUGGAAAGAAGCAUUAAAGAUUUGAGUUCAUCUGUUGCUUCUGCAGAAGGCAUUCAACUCCAAUUCAAUCUUUCAGAUACAUUUACUGAACCUGCAUCAUCUAGUGGGUUGCAUGAAGCUGUGAAGCCUUUCAAAGAUGAUCCUGCAAAGCAAGAAAGAUUUGAGCGGUUUCUCAAGGAAAAGUACCAAGGAGGGCUUCGCUCUACAGAUUCUAGUGGAUCUAGUAAUAUGUCUGAAGCAUCACGUGCUCGUGAGAGAUUAGACUUUGAGGCCGCAGCUGAAGCAAUACAGAAAGGACAGUGGGGUAAAGAAAGCAAGCACUUUUCAGCAACUGGAGGAAUGCAGUUCACUUCUGGCGGAGUAGAGCAAGCUAAAGGUACUGAAGCUGAAGAUCUGAUUACGAAGAAAAUGUUUCCGAAACGAGAAGAAUUUCAAUGGCGUCCUGCACCUGUCCUGUGCAAGCGCUUUGAUCUCAUUGAUCCUUAUAUGGGGAAGCCAGCACCAGCUCCACGGAUGAGGAGCAAGAUUGAUACUCUUAUUUUUACAUCAGAUUCGGCCAAAGAAACAAAAGUGGAAGAGACUAUAAUUGCAAAUAGAGACUUCUCCAUGCUUCAAUCUGAUGUUCAAGGAAUAAGCCAAGAUGUGGCUAACAAGGAAAAUGAAGUUGAGGUAGAAGUCGAAAAUGUUGAGAGGCCAGUUGACCUGUACAAGGCUAUUUUCUCUGAUGAUUCAGAUGAUGAAGGGGAAACCACCAGUCUUAACAAAGUUGAAAAUCCAGAAAAAAAGAUUGAAGCGGCUACUACAACAUUAAACCGUUUAAUUGCAGGUGACUUUUUGGAAUCCUUGGGUAAAGAACUAGGCUUAGAGGUUCCCCCUGAUCUGCCCCAGUCAACAAAUAUGGCCAAGACCUCUGCUUCACAAAAAGAAGCUGCUAAUACCAAUGUGGGAGAUUCCAAUAUCCUUCCUGUUAAAAAUAACCCUUCUUCCACCGUUUUUAGUGAGACUUUAAAUCAUGAGGUGCCUCACAACCGGAAGAUUGCUAUAGAGGGCAGGUCUGAGAAGAAUGAAGUCAUUCAUGGUAAGUUGGCCAAAAGUGUUGGCAUAUAUAUGGAAACUGGUUCUACUGAGAAUAACCUUGAUAAAGUUGAUUUAGAAAAGAGGGUCCAUGAGGAUAGCAAAGCUAAAACACCCUCAAGCCGUCACAAAAAUUGGAACAGCAAUUCAUCAUCAGAAGAUGAAAGGAGCAGAAAGCAGUCUAGGCGACAUCGGCGUAGAAGUGGUGAUUCAGAUAGUGAUUCAUCCAGUGAUCAUCGAGAUCGUUACCGUUCUAGGUCAAAAGGGAGAAAGAAAGAAUCCUCUCGAGAGAAAAGUGGUAGCAGCAGAAGACACUCAAAACAUCAUAAGCAUAGAAGCAGGGAUUCUCCGGGCAGAUCUCGAUAUGAUAGUGAUAGAGAACAUAGAGAAGCUAAGAGAGAGAAACGGAAAAAGAGGGAUUGACAUGAAGCUUCUGUUUCCUUACAUUCAGAAUCAUACUAUCUGUGGAAAAAUAUCAGAUUAGAAAUUUGCAUAGAAAAAGCAGUAAAUUGGAAAGUCAUUCUGAAUAGAGUUUUGUACAAUAGCUUUGAGAGCAGCCUGCCAUAUCCUGUAGCUAAGUUGAUGGGGAUGCUUUGUAAUAUUGCACUGCUUCUGAAGCUUCGCUUUGAAAUCAAAAUUUUGUUGCUGAAUUGAGAUACAAGCUUCAUAAUUAUGUUGUCCGAACAUUGCAUGAAAUUUGUUUACACUUUAGUGCGAAGAUUGAUCUUUUUGAAACACCAUUGUACAAUUUACCUAUCAAUAGAUUUACUUGCUUCGAGAGGUCA
This is a messenger RNA of Quercus robur (English oak), 3570 nucleotides long. RefSeq names its product G patch domain-containing protein TGH. The coding region runs from base 224 to 3208 and encodes 994 amino acids. The transcript has 16 exons. NCBI's taxonomy places the organism in Eukaryota, Viridiplantae, Streptophyta, Magnoliopsida, Fagales, Fagaceae. Gene Ontology annotation, molecular function: RNA binding. The record is from RefSeq and is a predicted model, not a curated record. Gene Ontology annotation, cellular component: nucleus. Gene Ontology annotation, biological process: mRNA processing.